AUGAACGUUCAGACAGCGACAGCCGAGGCGGUGUCUGGAGACAGAUAUCACGACCUGUUUGAUACAGAAUUAUAUCUGAAGAAUUUCUAUGUUGAGGAGUGUCCACUAUCGACGUUUGUGCGGAAUACUCUUGCUAACGUCCUGAAAUCUGGGAGAAUAAACGGGACGAGGCUACUGGAUUUAGGCAGUGGUCCAACUAUUGCGCACCAUGUCAUACUUUCCAAGUAUUUUAACGAGCUAGCGUUCAGUGACCUCACAGAGAAGAACAGAGAGGCACUGAGGAAAUGGAGAGAUGGUGAGGCAGGGGCGUUUGACUGGGAUUCAACCUUCAAAUGUGUGGCCGCUUUAGAAGGAGAAGAGGAAAAUUGGAUGGCUCUGAAGGAAAGUUUCCGCAACAAAAUGCGCACCAUAUACCCGUGUGACCUCAGAAACCCCAAUCCACUUCACCCGGUGUUGAGCAAACCUUUCGAUUGCGUCACCAGUACGUUCUGUCUCGAGGCUGCGUGCUCGGAUGACGUCACAUUUGAUCGCGUCAUCAGAAAUGUGACGUCACUGCUCAAAGAUGGUGGCCAUCUCAUCAUUGUGAACAGUCUGCGGCAGAGUGCCUAUAUUGUGGGAGAUGUUCAUUUUUCUUCACGGAGUUUGGAGAAGGAAGAGUACAUCCGGUCUCUGAAAUCUGCUGGGUUAGAUGAGAUAUCGUGGUAUGAAGGGGAAGAGUCGGCGGGCGACCAUCUUUCCAAUUCAAGUGGAGUCUAUGUGAUCGUUGCCAAGAAAAACCCGCCUAAUCCUCCAAUUUUUGAAGCCUGCUUAAAGGUCCCUUCAGCUUAA
Molecule: messenger RNA, 828 nt
Organism: Lingula anatina
Lineage: Eukaryota; Metazoa; Brachiopoda; Lingulata; Lingulida; Lingulidae
Product: indolethylamine N-methyltransferase-like
Cellular component (GO): cytosol
Molecular function (GO): N-methyltransferase activity
Source: RefSeq, a predicted model, not a curated record